AACAGCAGACAACAGAGACGUCAAAACAUAUCAGUAUUUUCUAUUUUGUUAUCAAUUGCCUGCGGCCGAUAAGUGGAUAGCGGAAUUAUCUAGCCUCGUGCUAGUAUCAGGGUUUAAGUCAGAUAAGUAACGAGACGCAGUCUGAAUUGGAACUAACCACGAUGAACAAGCUACUGAAGUUAUCCUUAGCCGUACUUCUCCUUGCAUCUGUGAUCGCUUGGUUUCAACCAAAUGUUUUGCAUAAUAAUACCAAAUAUCUCCACGAUGUUGCGGCAAAAUUUCCUGCAUUAGUAUCUUUCUUCAAAUGGUUCCAUGGUUCUAAAGGGUCUACUACUGCAACUGAUCAUUCUGAUCAUGCUCAACUUAAAGAACCAACAUCAGCACCUGUUGAGCCCACACGUGUCUUCACAAAAGAAGAGUUAGCGAACUACAAGGGAGAAAAUGGGGGUGACAUUUACCUUGCCAUUAUGGGUAGAGUAUUUGACGUCACCAGAGGAAGAGAUUUUUACGGACCUGGAGGGGGUUAUGCUUUUUUUAGUGGAGUUGAUGGUUCCCGAGCAUUUGUGACUGGAGAUUUUAAACCAGAAGGACUCAUUGAUGAUAUAACUGGAUUAGGAAGCCAAGAUUAUAUAGGACUUAGAGAUUGGUUGGAUUUCUACACAAAAGAUUAUGAAUAUAUUGGUAAACUUCAGGGAUUAUUCUUUGAUGCUGAUGGGAAAACAACUGAAUAUUAUCAUGAUGCUCAACAGUGGAUAAAAGAGGCCUCUAGUCACAAAGAAGAUGAAGACUUGUUCAAAGAGAAGUUUCCUAUGUGCAAUAUUGAAUACAAGCCAGAAGAAGGAUCUCGCGUGUGGUGUUCGACAAAGAGCGGUGGAAUCAAAAGGGACUGGGUAGGAUUUCCUCGCUCUCUCUACUCAGCCGAUUCCAAAAAUAUUCGUUGUGCCUGUGCUCAAGAGGCUGAUCUGAAUGAUUCGUUGCUUAAAGAAUAUCCAAACUGUCCAAAAGAUGCAACUUCGUGCAUGCUCCCAAAAUGAUCGUUCUUAUAUUGUUUAAAUUUCACUAUAUUUUGUUUUGUUCUUUUAACUAGUGUCGCCUUCAGUUGCUGUCCUUUUUUGUAUGUGCAACCGAUUUAUUGUUUUUAUGGGAUGUCAGCGGGAUUUAUAGCGUAGAUUAGAAGAGAAAAAAAAAGGUAUUGGACCAAAAAAUAA
Messenger RNA from Daphnia pulicaria, 1208 nucleotides. RefSeq names its product neuferricin-like. Lineage: Eukaryota; Metazoa; Arthropoda; Branchiopoda; Diplostraca; Daphniidae. Gene Ontology annotation, cellular component: endomembrane system; membrane. The transcript has 4 exons. The record is from RefSeq and is a predicted model, not a curated record. The coding region runs from base 162 to 1034 and encodes 290 amino acids.